AGUCUAUGUUUUUUUUUCCCGAAGGGGAAGUCCGGCUGCCACGCACAGUUUUUCUCGUGCCGCAAAUUUAGCUCAAUUCUCGUGAAAAAGUUGAUAUUUUGUGAAUAAAUUAGUGCAGGAUGUCUCUGAAAUUAACCUGCAACAAGAAUAAUCCACCAAUCGGUGCUUUGGCUGCAGGAGAGUACGCGAAGAAUGUGCAGAAGCUCGAGGUGGAAUGGAAAGUUCUGCCAGCUGAUUCUCCGGAAGGUGGAAAUGUUGGGAAGAAUGAUUUGCUGAGGAAAGUGGCCAGAAGUGUCCCGGAUUUGGGGCUUUAUGAUGAAAAUGAUCCCAUUACAGCCACUCAGAUUGAUCACUGGCUAUCGUUUAGCUUGACAUUUGGCCAGAAAACUAAAGCCAAAGUUGAUUUUCUGAACAAAUCCUUAGCUCCUGUCACGUAUUUGGUCAGCAAUCGGCUGACCAUUGCGGAUUUGGCUGUUUUCAAUGCCAUCUUCGACCAUUUGGACAAAUUGAAGGCUGCAGGGGGACUUCCACAAAAUGUCCAGAGAUGGUAUGACUUAAUAGUGUCCCAGGAAUGUGUUCAGUCCGUCGUGGCUUCCUUGCCGAAGAAAGAGGAAGCUCCGGCGGUCAGCCAAGAGAAAUUCGGUGAUAGAAAGCAGGAAGGGAGGUUUGUGGAACUACCAGGAGCUGAAAUGGGCAAGGUCGUUGUGAGAUUUCCUCCAGAGGCUUCCGGAUACCUUCAUAUUGGCCAUGCCAAGGCAGCCCUGCUCAAUCAGUACUACCAGGAAGCUUUCCAGGGGAAGCUCAUUAUGAGAUUCGACGAUACGAAUCCCGCCAAGGAAAAUGUCCACUUUGAGCAAGUGAUCCUGGAGGAUCUCAAAAUGCUGCAGAUCAAGCCGGAUCUCUUCACGCAUACCUCGCAGUACUUUGACCUGAUGCUAGAGUACUGCGAGAAGCUGAUGAAGGACGGCAAGGCCUAUGUGGAUGACACUGAGCCGGAACAGAUGAAGAAGGAGCGCGAGCAGAAGACAGAAUCUGCCAACAGGAAUAAUUCGGUGGAAAAGAAUUUUGCCAUGUGGCAGGAAAUGCUGAAGGGAAGCGCAGAAGGGCAGAAAUGCUGCGUCCGGGCGAAGAUGGACAUGAACUCACCCAAUGGCUGUCUGAGGGAUCCAACGAUUUAUCGCUGCAAGAAUGAACCUCAUCCGCGAACGGGAACUAAAUACAAGGUUUACCCGACGUACGAUUUCGCUUGUCCAAUUGUCGAUGCAAUUGAAGGAGUCACUCACACGUUGAGGACAAUGGAGUACCAUGACCGAGAUGACCAAUUCUAUUGGUUCAUCGAAGCUCUUGGGCUACGGAAGCCUCUGAUUUGGGAGUACAGCCGAUUGAAUAUGACUAGCACGGUUCUGUCCAAGCGGAAGUUGACUUGGUUUGUGGAUCAGGGCCUUGUGGAUGGAUGGGAUGAUCCGAGAUUCCCAACAGUUCGGGGAAUCCUUCGGAGAGGAAUGACAGUUGAAGGUCUGAAGCAGUUCAUCAUUGCCCAAGGAUCCAGUAAAUCUGUGGUGUUCAUGGAAUGGGACAAAAUUUGGGCAUUCAACAAGAAAGUCAUUGAUCCCAUUGCUCCGAGGUAUACAGCCCUGGACAAGGCCAAUACUGUCGUGGUGAAUGUCGAGGGUGCCAAGAAGGAGGUCCUGGAAGUUCCAGCUCAUCCCAAAAAUGAAGCUGUUGGCAUGAAAAAAGUUGAUCUUGGACCAGAAAUUCUCAUUGAUGCCGUCGAUGCUGAGACUCUGAAAGAGGGAGAAAAUGCCACAUUUAUCAAUUGGGGCAAUUUCCUGAUCCGGAAGAUCAACAGGACGAAUGGGAAAAUCACCUCAGUCGACGCCAGUCUCAAUUUGGACAACAAAGAUUACAAGAAAACUGUCAAAUUAACUUGGUUGGCUAAACUUCCGGACUCUGAGUAUCCUCCGACUUUCUGUGUCUACUUCGAUCAUAUCAUCAGCAAACCGGUCCUGAACAAGGAUGAGGACUUCAAGGGCUUCAUUGGGAGGAAGACGAGGACAGAGGCUGAAAUGUUGGGAGAUCCGGAAUUGAAGAAAGCCAAACAGGGCGAUAUUAUUCAGUUGCAGCGAAGGGGAUUCUUCCGGGUGGAUGUUGCCUACAAGCCAAAGAGUGAAUUCUCGAAUGUGGAGACUCCGGUCAUCCUCUUUGCCAUUCCCGAUGGACAUUCGAAGGAAAUGCCAACGGCAGGGCCGCCAAAGAAGCAAGAGCCGACGCAGCAAACUGCCAGCAAUGCCACGUUGGACGCUUCUGAGUUGGACGCGAAGAUCACUGAGCAGGGCAACAAAGUUCGCGAUUUGAAGUCAGCUAAAGCGCCAAAGGCUGAAAUUGAUGCAGCUGUGAAGAUUCUCCUGGACCUCAAGGCUAAAUACAAAGCUGCCAGUGGGAAAGAUUGGAAACCUGGAAGUACUCCUGCUGCUUCUGCUGCUCCUGCUGCUCCUGCUGCUCCAGUUCCUGCUGCAGAGUCCUCAGUGUCAGUGAAAGUCAGUGCAGUGGAAUUGAAUGAUCAGAUUGUGAAACAGGGUGAUAGUGUGAGGAAUCUUAAAGCCAACAAAGCCAGCAAAGCUGAUAUUGAUGCAGCUGUGAAGGUUCUCCUGAGUCUCAAGGGGCAGUACAAGUCAGUGAGUGGUCAAGAGUGGAAGCCCGGGUGUGUUCCACCUGCUGAAGCUCCAGCCACAAGUGAAGUGAAUGUGAAUGUGAUUAGUGAGAAAAUUGUUGCCCAGGGAAAUCUUGUGAGGAACCUAAAAGGUCAGAAGGCACCAAAGGGUGAUAUUGACGAAGCUGUUAAGGUUCUACUGAGCCUUAAGGCUGAGUACAAGAAGGUAAGUGGAAGUGAAUGGAAGCCACCGGUUCAGGCAAGUGAGGAGAAGGUGAAAAGUAGUGAGGAGAAGAUGAAGAGUCCCAGUGAGAUCAAUCAAGAGAUUGUGAAGCAGGGAGAUUUAGUGAGGAAAUUGAAGAGUGAUAAAGCAGAAAAGGCUGCAAUUGAUGGUGCAGUGAAGAUCCUCCUGGCCCUCAAGGCUGACUAUAAAAGUGCCACAGGGCAGGAAUGGAAACCAGGUUGUGUGGUUCCGGAAAUUCCUGCGGAGAAGGCAGGAGGAUCGGGAGAGAGUUCUGAUAAAGAUAAACUUGCUGCAGAGAUUGCAGCUGCGGGGGAUGUUGUGAGGAAUCUCAAGGCAUCAAAGGCUCCCAAGGAGGAGAUUGAUGCCAAAGUGAAGAUUCUCUUGGAUCUAAAGGGUGAGUACAAGAAACUGACUGGGAUGGAUUUCCCAUCAGUGGCUCCUCCGAGAGGAGGUUCAGGAAAACCCAAAGAUAGUCCCAAGAAAGUGGCUGAGAAGCCACCAAAGAAAGAUUCAAAAGAAUCAACUCCUGAUGAAGGAUCAGGGCCCAAGAAGAUCACGAGACUGGGAUUGGAGGCCAAAAAGGAAGAGAACCUUCCAGAAUGGUAUUCCCAGGUAAUCACGAAGGGCGAGUUGAUUGAAUACUAUGACGUUUCGGGAUGUUACAUCCUAAGGCAUUGGUCUUUUGCCGUGUGGAAGGCUAUAAAGACGUGGUUUGAUGCCGAGAUCACAAAGAUGGGAGUCAAAGAGUGCUACUUCCCGAUUUUCGUCUCCCGUUCCGUGCUGGAAAAGGAGAAGACGCAUAUUGCGGACUUUGCGCCUGAGGUGGCGUGGGUGACGAAAUCGGGCGAAUCUGAUCUGGCUGAGCCAAUAGCGGUACGUCCAACGUCUGAGACAGUGAUGUACCCGGCCUAUGCCAAGUGGAUUCAGUCCCACAGGGACUUACCUCUGAGACUCAAUCAGUGGAACAAUGUGGUGAGGUGGGAAUUCAAGCAUCCUCAACCCUUCCUCCGAACACGCGAAUUUCUCUGGCAAGAAGGCCAUACGGCUUUCCAGACGUUCAAGGAAGCCUCCGAUGAGGUGUACCAGAUCCUAGAUCUCUAUGCUGCUGUCUAUACAGAUCUCCUGGCCAUCCCAGUGGUCAAAGGGAGAAAGACAGAAAAAGAGAAAUUCGCAGGAGGAGACUUCACAACAACCGUCGAAGCCUACAUCUCAGCCAGUGGGAGAGCUAUCCAGGGUGCUACAAGUCAUCAUCUUGGUCAGAACUUCUCCAAGAUGUUUGAGAUUGUCUAUGAAGAUCCAGAAACCAAGGAGAAACAAUUCGUUUACCAGAACUCCUGGGGAAUUACAACCAGGACAAUUGGGGUCAUGAUUAUGGUUCAUGCCGACAACCAGGGACUUGUCCUGCCCCCGAGAGUUGCCUGCAUCCAAGCAAUCAUCGUCCCGUGCGGAGUAACGGCUGAACUCAAAGAAUCCGACAGAGUACAGCUCAUGGACAGCUGCAGUGCCCUUGAAGAGGAACUUAAGAAAGGAGGAAUAAGGGCUGAAGGCGAUUACCGUGACAAUUACUCCCCGGGAUGGAAGUUCAAUCACUGGGAGCUGAAAGGAGUCCCCAUUCGCAUUGAACUGGGUCCCAAGGACCUCAAAGCCAACCAAUUGGUGGCCGUGAGGAGGGACACCGGAGAGAAGCUCACGGUGAAGAGAGCAACAGCCGUGGCUGAUUUGGCGGCUCUUCUCGAAAAGAUUCACGAGAAUAUGUUGGCAAAGGCAACGAAGGAUCUCAAUGAUCAUAAGAAACUGACAAGGGAUUGGGGAGAAUUCGUCAAGCUGCUCGAUGCUAAGAAUAUCAUCUUGAGUCCAUUCUGUGGCGAUACCGGAUGCGAGGAUAAAAUCAAGGCAGACAGUCAGAGGGAGAAUGCAGAAUUUGUAGAACCCGGUGCUCCGUCCAUGGGUGCCAAGACACUCUGCAUACCGUUCGAACAGCCUGAAAAACUCGCAGACUCUGACAAGUGUAUUCAUCCUGAAUGCUCCAGGAAGCCCAUGGCUUUCACACUUUUCGGCCGAAGCUACUAAGAAAAAAAAAACUAUAUUUGAACUCUUGAUAAAAUUGAAGAAUGAAUUAAAGCUGCCGGAAUCAUA
Messenger RNA from Phlebotomus papatasi, 5030 nucleotides. It is a transcript of the gene GluProRS, whose product is annotated as bifunctional glutamate/proline--tRNA ligase. Bases 120 to 4964 code for a protein of 1614 amino acids. The record is from RefSeq and is a predicted model, not a curated record. Gene Ontology annotation, molecular function: ATP binding; proline-tRNA ligase activity; glutamate-tRNA ligase activity. Gene Ontology annotation, biological process: translation; prolyl-tRNA aminoacylation; glutamyl-tRNA aminoacylation. Gene Ontology annotation, cellular component: aminoacyl-tRNA synthetase multienzyme complex; cytoplasm. The transcript has 5 exons. Lineage: Eukaryota; Metazoa; Arthropoda; Insecta; Diptera; Psychodidae.